AUGGAGUCUCUCUACGCUGCCAUCAAGACAGGCAAAGUAUGGGAAGUGCCACGUGUUGACUCGAGCAUCACUGAUGCGGUACGCAGUGCGGUCCCAAGAGCAUACGCUGGCUCAUUCAAGAUGGUCUUCCUCGUCUCCAUCUUAUUUGCAGGUACGGUAUGGGUCAGCGCUUUGUAUGUGCCAGACGUAAAGAGGUUCAUGGUACCGGCCGUCGUAAGAAGGCUCCAGAGGCCCAGAGGUAUUUUCAAGAGAGUUCCAGAGGGGCUCUCAGAGGGGAUAACCGCCGAGAUGAUGGAGAACAAAGAAUCGAGUUGGGAGACAUGCCGCAGCCUGAAUGGAUCUGAAUGA
Colletotrichum destructivum is the source of this 348-nucleotide messenger RNA. RefSeq lists its product as uncharacterized. The transcript has a single exon. The record is from RefSeq and is a predicted model, not a curated record. Lineage: Eukaryota; Fungi; Ascomycota; Sordariomycetes; Glomerellales; Glomerellaceae. The coding region runs from base 1 to 348 and encodes 115 amino acids.